Rana temporaria (common frog) is the source of this 2823-nucleotide messenger RNA. RefSeq names its product melanin-concentrating hormone receptor 1-like. The transcript has 4 exons. The coding region runs from base 1028 to 2155 and encodes 375 amino acids. Gene Ontology annotation, cellular component: neuron projection; membrane. Gene Ontology annotation, biological process: neuropeptide signaling pathway. The record is from RefSeq and is a predicted model, not a curated record. Lineage: Eukaryota; Metazoa; Chordata; Amphibia; Anura; Ranidae. Gene Ontology annotation, molecular function: G protein-coupled receptor activity; neuropeptide binding.
CUGCAACUUUAAAUUCUUCUUGUCCCUGGAUUUAAGAUCUAACCCAUCAUAAUAUAAGCCCACAAUACCUUUCUCAUCCCAUGCAUGCUACAUUAUAGCAAAAAGUACUUUUAUUUCUUUUCAUCAUUUUUGAUGCAGAACAGCACAUCUAGAUGGAGGCAUUUGUAGAGAAGAUGAAACAACAGUACUUGAUAAAGAAUCUGAGUGGGUAUAGAAUAGAGAAGGCUUAGCUAAUGGAUCCGCAUGAACAAUGACAAAGAGAAAGGAAAAGAGAGGGGAAAAAACAGAGCAUAACUGAGAAGGAUGGCCAAGACAUAUAGAGAGGAGAAGAGGAAGAACAGAAAGCCCUAUGAGAAGAGGGAGAGAGUAAGUGACCAGCUGAAUCGGAGAAUGGACAAGUACAAGUGGAAAGUAGGGGGAGGAGAGACAUAACACAAUGAACACAAACAGAAUGCAAGAGAGGGGAUCAUGAAAAGCAGGAAAGAGCCAGGGUUUAUUAGAAGAGGGAGGGGGAGGGAAAUAUAUAGAGGGGUAGAUAUAAGUAGAUUAGAAUGCCCAUUUCUUACCUUUUAGCCUUCUCUCUCCUUUCUGCUUUCCCUGCAAUGCCAAGCAACAAGUCACAGGUGAUCGGAGCACAGAUCUUGUCCUUGUCACAUACCUAAAUGCAGACACAUUCACUGAGGCAGCUAUAAAGCAGGGCUGGCACACUGAUGGCAAAGUGAGAAGCACAGAAUGAAUCUGAACCUGUGGAAAUGUACAAUCAGAGACAGUAGAGAGUAGGCAGUGGAAUUCAAUGAGAAUGAGGGGCUCACUCUGUAUGUAUGUAUGCUUAUAGUACUACAACCACAAAGGGCUUAAGUUUCAUACAGCAAAUACACUGCAAGUAACCGUCACAUGGGACAGACUGCGCCAAAACAAAGGAUAUGCUUACAUUUUAACAGACAUGUGUAGGCAAUGGCAAAACUGUAUACCAUCUAUUAAGACCAGGUAAAUCCCAUAGUUUUCUAAGGAAACUAUUCCUGAGAGCAUGACACCUUCACUUCCUUGGAUACCUACAACUCUACCCUCUGCCUCUGGUGUUAUGUCUAUACGAGGUCCUGGGUGGGGGGUAGUGUACGGAAUAAUCUGUGGCUGUGGGGUACUGUGCAAUGGACUGGUUCUAGCAGUGCUGCUCAGCUGCCGACACACUCUGGUGUCUGACCUGUAUGUGAUGAACCUGGCCCUGGCUGACCUACUCUCUUUGCUUGGGAUGCCCCUUCUUAUCCAUCAACUGCUCCAUGACAGAGGCUGGGUUUUUGGAGACAUCCUGUGCCGUGCUGUGACUGCCCUGGACCUUAACAACCAGAUCACAGGUGUUGGCAUCAUCACUGCUCUCUGUGUGGACAGAUACGUGGCAGUGGUGCACUCAGCCACCAUGGGCCAGCGACGGAGUGUACGCUGUACGUGGAUAGUUACUGGCUGUGUUUGGCUAUGCUCACUUCUCCUCAGCACACCGGCCCUCCUCUACUCUGGGGUGCAAUGGGGAGAUGGAGUGGCUCUGUGCGUUCUGGAUCUUCCUGGAGCUCCUCCAUCGCUAUAUUGGUACACAUUAAUGCACAGUCUCUUGACUUUCCUCUUGCCAUUGUCGGUCAUUGUAGUAUUGUAUUCCCUCACCCUUCAUCAUCUUUCUAGAGUUAUGAGGAGAGUUCAAAGGGCUCCAUCUCAGCGCAGCCGCAGAGUCACCAAGAUGGCUCUGGCUAUUGUUGCUGCAUUCCUAUUUUGUUGGGCUCCUUUCCAUGCAGUGCAGCUUGUCAAUCUUUUCUCCAGUGGGCCUCCUUCAAUAUCUACUUUCUACCUCAAUCAAGCUGCUAUUUGCCUGGGCUAUGCUCACAGCUGUGUCAGCCCUUUGCUGGUCAUCUGCUGCACUGAGGGCUUUCGGGAGAGGUUGCCUCAUGCCCGGUGUUGCCGUUUCCUUUUCCGUCGCUGGGCAGGAUUCUGGCCAAUUUCAGCCUUACCCCACCAUGCACCAACUUCUGCUGUUAACAGUCCACCUCUUGAUGGAUCGUGCACCCCUCAGCAUCGAAGAAGGACAAUACAUUUGGAGACUCCACCAUGUUCCAUCACUGAAAGCACUAGGAUCAGUCUGGGAGUAAGGGAUGAGAGCAGCGUUUUAUGAUCAGCACAAAAAUACUACAGCUACAGAUCCUCACAUAUUUUUGCCCCAGAAAUAACACAAAGCAUCCAGUCGAAUUCCAGGUAUCAAUUUUCCAGUACAAUUUAGACAAGGGAUGCAGAUUUCAACGUGCUGGACAAGAAUUAGCUGUGCAGUAAUUGUUUUAUUGUAUUUUAAAGUGUUUAAACCAAUAUCAUUAGUGUACAAUGUUGCAAACAACUUGUGUUCCAGUGAAUUGUCUUCUCAGGUUUAUUGUUCCUGGAAUUAAAGUUGCAGUGUUUUCUUUGGUUUAAAGGGCAACUCCAAGCAAAAAGCAAAACUGGCCAAUAGCUUCUGCAAAGAACUGGUAGCUCCCAAUCACCCACAGAGCUCUGUUUACAUGGCCAGUAUUCAUUCAUAUGGCACUGUCUAUUUGGGCAGGACAUACUGUCAUGUCAGCUGGCCUAAAGGGGUAUUGCAACAAAAGCAUGAACAGACAGCAAAUAUGCAUGGGAUGGAUUCAUUAAAAGAUGACACGAGAAAAUAAGAGCAAAAGUUGUUAACAAGAACUCUUUUUUCCCUUCUCACAGUUUUAAUGUAUCAUCCCCAAAGUUUGCUUACAUUUUUCUGAGCUUAGGUACAGUAGCUUGAAAAAAGUAUUCAUACCCCUUGAAAUUUUUCUCAUUUUGUCC